AUGGUAAGCAAAAAGAAAACAACAAUUAUUGAUAAUUCAAAGAAAAAACAAGAUCAACUUUUGAAAGAUUUAAAAAAGUUAGAGGAGCAAUUAUAUAAGUAUGAAACUGAAUUAUUAGCAAAAGAAUUAAACUGUGAUCCAAAAGAUAUUCCUGAUAAUUUUCGAAUUUAUUCUGGUUCUUCAGCUACCUAUAUGAAAGAUCAAGAAACAAUAAAAAGUAUUCAUAGUGCAGAGGGUAAUGAACUUCUUCAAAUGAUAAAAAGGAGAAGAGAAUGUAUUGAAAAUUUGGUUAAUUUAGAGAAUGAAAUUACUAAACUUGAAAGUAAAUAUUUUGAAGAAUCACAUGAUUAUGGAAAUAUGAUUAAUGGUUUUCAUAAAAUGACAUCGACAUCUACCUCUAGAGGUGUUAAUAUAAGAUAUGAUAAAAGAAAAAAAAAUGUUCAAACAUUAGAUAGAAUUAUAUCAUUAAGUUCACUUACAUCGCCAUUGUCAAUUAAAACUUCUGUAGCUAUACCAAAAAAUUUGAUGGAACAGGGAUCAAGUAACUCGAAUAAUCCAAUUCUUCUAGCAGAUGGUGAUAAUGAUUCUAUACGAUCAAUGCCAAUAAAUAUUUUAGAUAAACUUAUGCAACGAGAAUUUAAUUAUGUUCUUUCAAAUGAUCUUGAUAUUCCUUUAUCAAUAAAUAUUUUAUCACUUGAAUGUGCAAAGGAAAGAAGUUCAUAUAUGAGAAUGUAUCCUAACAUUCUUAAUGAAAUUACUGGACAAAUGUUUUUAAAAGUUUCAUUAUUUUCAAAUGGACGAUUAGUAGGAACAACAAUGCCAACAAAAUAUGUAACAAAUACAAAAGAAUCUACAUCAGGAAAAAGUGAAAGUUUAUCUUCAGGAAAAAUACAAACAUGGAAUGAAUGGAUGAAAUUUCCAAUUAAAUAUUCUCAACUAACACGAGAUGCAUUUGUUCAUUUCUCUGUAUGGGAUAUUUCUAGUUCAGAUUGUAAAGAAAUAUUUAUUGGAGAAACUAUUAUGACGUUGUUUUCUAAAAGAGGAACAUUUAGAAGUGAUAUAAUUGAUUUAAGAUUAGAUCCUGCAAAAAAAGGUGAAACAAAGGAUAAUCCUUGGAAAAUGUCACCAAAAAAUGCUUUCAAAUUAGCUAAAUAUCCACAUGGUGAUGAAAAAAUGAAUGAAUUGAUGAAAAAAUCUAAAAUGCAUCUAAAUGGAUUAAUGAAACGUGUACAUUUCUUAGAUAAAAUAUCAUUAAAUGAAAUUGAACAAAUUAAGGCUGACAAAAAAAGAAAAUGUAAUUGGUUAUAUUUAAGUAUUAAACUUCCAACAUUUACAUAUGAUACAAAUCCAUUUACAUUAGUAUUUUACCAAGAAGAACCAAUAUUAUCUCAUCCAUUUAUGCCUUUUGUUAGUGCUUAUGUUGAUCCAGAACAAGAUUUAGAAAAUUUAUAUGAAUCACGUCAUCAUGAAAUGACUAGAAAUUGUCAAGGUGAUGAUAGGAAUUUAAAACCAAGUGCCCAAAUGAAACAUUACUUAGAGAGAAUAAUUAAAAAACCUAGUUGUGUACCAAUAACUUCUGAAGAAAGAGAUUUAAUUUGGAAAUUUAGAUAUUGGUUAAUGAAAUUUCCAUCUGCUUUAACAAAAUUUGUAAGAUGUAUUAAUUGGGAAAUUGAAAAUGAAGUUAAACAUGCAAUAAAAUUUAUUAAUGAAUGGGCAUUAUGUGAUGCUGCUGAUGCCUUAGAAUUAUUAAGUGAUCAAUUUAUUCAUCCUUUUGUAAGAAGUUAUGCUGUUGCAAGAUUGCAAGAAGCAGAUGAUUCUAUAAUUUUAUUAUUUUUACCACAACUUGUUCAAAGUAUACGAUAUGAAGUUAAUGUUUUUUUAAUUUUAACUUCAAAAGAUUUAAAUAUUGAGCAGACUUUUGAAGAUCAUGGACUUGCUUCUUUUUUAGUUGAUAAAUGUACUAAAAAUAGAGAAAUAGCUAUUUUAUUAUAUUGGUAUUUAAAGGUAGAAAUUGAGGCAAAUGAACGUGUUGAUAAAGCUGUUUCUGAUUUAUUUAAAGAUGUUUUAGAUAAAAUGUUAUUAGCUUUAGAUGAAUUAGGUUCUACAGGAAGGGAAAUAAAAAUGACUAUAGAACAUCAACUUAAGCUUGUUAAUGGACUUGAAAAUUUAGGUAAAAAUAUUGCAGAUGAAAAUGGUAGAUUAGAUUAUAAACGUGAUUUAUGUAUUCAAAGACUUAGUGAAGAUGAAACAUUUACAAAAUUACAUAGUUUAAGUUUACCACUCGACCCCAAAGUUACAGUAUAUGGAAUUAUUCCUGAGGAUACAAAACUUUUUAGUUCAAAACAAAUGCCAAUGAAAUUAACAUUUGCUACAAAUUCUCAUUAUUUACAUGAGAUUAAUAGUGCUAAUGAUAAUUAUACAUUAUUAUAUAAAAGAGGUGAUGACUUACGACAAGAUCAAUUAGUUGUUCAAAUGAUAAAAGUUAUGGACAUGCUUUUGAAAAAAGAAAAACUUGAUUUGUGCCUUACACCUUACUCAGUAUUAGCAACAAGUCCAACAGAAGGAUUUGUUCAAUUUAUCAAAGCAUAUCCAUUUCGUGAAGUAAAUAAUCAAGGUGGUAUUAGGGCAAUGCUUAAAAAAUAUAGACCAGCUAAAACACCAGAAGAUAUUGAAAUUGAAGCUUUAAAUAAUUAUACAAAAAGUUUAGCUGGAUAUUCUAUUAUAUGUUACAUUUUAGGUAUAGGUGAUCGUCAUAUGGAUAAUCUUCUUUUAUGUGAAAAUGGACGUGAUCCAAAACCUUUUCCACCACCAAUGAAAUUAAAUUCAGAUAUUAUGAAUGCUUUAGGUGUUGAAAAUAGUGAUCGAAGGAAGAUGUUCGUUACUUAUUGUUAUUCUGCAUUUUGUAUAUUACGCAGAAAUGCUAAUUUAAUUUUGAAUCUUUUUCAAUUAAUGUUAGAUGCCGGAAUCCCAGAUAUUGCUGUUGAAAAGGAUAAAGCUGUUGAAAAAGUUCUACAUAGAUUUCAUUUAGAUUUAGAAGAUGAUGAAGAAAAAAUAUAUUCAAAAAUAAAUUCGCUUAUAAAUGAAUCUACUAGUGAUAGAUUUGCAGCUAUUAUGGAUGUUGCUCAUGAUUUUAAACAAAAUUACCUUAAUUAA
Molecule: messenger RNA, 3153 nt
Organism: Strongyloides ratti
Lineage: Eukaryota; Metazoa; Nematoda; Chromadorea; Rhabditida; Strongyloididae
Product: Phosphatidylinositol 3-kinase catalytic subunit type 3
Exons: 4
Coding region: 1-3153 (1050 amino acids)
Biological process (GO): autophagosome assembly; autophagy of peroxisome; phosphatidylinositol-3-phosphate biosynthetic process
Cellular component (GO): cytoplasm; phagophore assembly site; phosphatidylinositol 3-kinase complex, class III, type I
Molecular function (GO): 1-phosphatidylinositol-3-kinase activity
Source: RefSeq, a predicted model, not a curated record